This is a messenger RNA of Apus apus (common swift), 6541 nucleotides long. It is a transcript of the gene BMPR1A, whose product is annotated as bone morphogenetic protein receptor type 1A. Gene Ontology annotation, biological process: BMP signaling pathway; cellular response to growth factor stimulus; dorsal/ventral pattern formation. The transcript has 13 exons. Bases 400 to 2001 code for a protein of 533 amino acids. Lineage: Eukaryota; Metazoa; Chordata; Aves; Apodiformes; Apodidae. Gene Ontology annotation, molecular function: transforming growth factor beta receptor activity, type I; SMAD binding; ATP binding. Gene Ontology annotation, cellular component: plasma membrane; signaling receptor complex. The record is from RefSeq and is a predicted model, not a curated record.
CCGACACGCACCCGCCUUCGCCCCCGUCUCACCGGAGCCGUCGGGGCCUCGGGAACGGCCUGCGGAGCGCGGCGGGGAGCGGGCCCCCUCCCCCUUCGCCUGUCCCCUCCCGCCGCGGAGGAUGAGGAGCUCCCACCGCCGAUUCAUAGAAAUAUGCAUUUCCAUAAUAUCACCUUUGAACUAAUGAAGUGGAAAUACAGAUGAAAACGGUCUGGAGGAAGCUUGAAGUACAAUACUGUUUUGUUAAGUUUCCUAAUUCUGAGGAAACGAAGUUGGAAAAGUUACAAAAGCAUUCUCGUGGUCAAGCACCAAAUCUUGUAUUAGACUUCACUGAACAGACUAAACGCUUGUCAAGGAGAAGGGCUGGUUGCCUUGCACGGGAAGGAUUAAAAGUGAACAAUGACUCGAUUGCGAGUUUAUGAGCGAUUGCUUGGAGCCUACCUGCUUGUCAUUCUCCAUGUUCAAGGGAAAAAUCCAGACAGCAUGCUUCAUGGCACAGGAAUGAAGACAAAUCCUGACCAAAAGAAACAAACAAAUGGAGUAACAUUGGCUCCAGAGGACACCUUACCUUUUCUUAAGUGCUACUGCUCAGGACAUUGUCCAGAUGAUGCUAUUAAUAACACAUGCAUAACUAAUGGACAUUGCUUUGCUAUCAUUGAGGAAGAUGAACAUGGAGAACCCACGCUUGCGUCUGGCUGCAUGAAGUAUGAAGGUUCAGACUUCCAGUGCAAGGACUCACCUAAAGCGCAGUUACGUCGAACAAUUGAGUGCUGUCGGACUGAUUUCUGCAAUCAGGAUUUACAACCAACGUUACCACCACUUGAUAGUACAGAUGGACUUUUUGAUGGCAGCAUUCGUUGGAUGGCAGUCUUGAUUUCCAUGGCAGUCUGCAUAAUUGUCAUGAUCAUCUUAUUUAGCUGCUUUUGUUACAAGCAUUACUGUAAGUCAAUGGCAAAGAGGCACUGUUAUAAUCGUGACCUGGAGCAAGAUGAAGCAUUUAUUCCAGCUGGGGAGUCAUUGAAAGACCUUAUUGACCAGUCACAGAGUUCUGGGAGUGGAUCAGGACUACCGUUGUUGGUUCAGCGCACUAUUGCCAAACAAAUUCAGAUGGUGAGGCAAGUUGGAAAAGGACGAUAUGGUGAAGUGUGGAUGGGCAAAUGGAGGGGUGAAAAAGUUGCAGUUAAAGUGUUUUUCACCACAGAAGAAGCCAGUUGGUUCAGAGAAACAGAGAUUUACCAAACUGUGUUAAUGCGCCAUGAAAACAUCCUUGGUUUCAUAGCUGCAGAUAUUAAAGGCACUGGCUCCUGGACGCAGCUUUACUUAAUUACAGAUUAUCAUGAAAAUGGUUCUCUGUAUGAUUUUCUGAAAUGCACAACACUAGACAACAGGGCUCUUCUCAAACUGGCAUAUUCUGCUGCUUGUGGUCUGUGCCAUCUACACACAGAGAUUUAUGGUACACAAGGGAAGCCUGCUAUUGCACACAGGGACCUGAAGAGUAAAAACAUCUUGAUAAAGAAAAACGGAACCUGCUGCAUCGCUGACUUGGGUCUCGCAGUCAAGUUUAACAGUGACACAAACGAAGUUGAUGUUCCCUUGAAUACAAGAGUGGGAACAAAACGUUACAUGGCUCCAGAGGUCCUAGAUGAAAGCCUGAAUAAAAAUCAUUUCCAACCAUACAUCAUGGCUGAUAUCUACAGUUUUGGGCUGAUCAUUUGGGAAAUGGCUCGGCGCUGUGUCACAGGAGGUAUUGUUGAAGAGUAUCAGUUGCCAUAUUAUGACAUGGUGCCAAGUGAUCCAUCCUAUGAGGACAUGAGAGAAGUGGUGUGUGUCAAACGCCUUCGCCCAGUUGUAUCAAACAGGUGGAAUAGUGAUGAAUGUUUAAGAGCAAUAUUGAAGUUGAUGUCUGAAUGCUGGGCUCACAAUCCUGCUUCAAGGCUCACUGCCUUGAGGAUCAAGAAGACUCUUGCCAAGAUGGUGGAAUCACAAGAUGUAAAGAUUUGACAUAGUAAUAUGAAAUCGGAGAGCAAAGCUGGACUCCUAGAUCUUUUCACUCAAACAUGGGUGAGACCUAUGUGGAAAGAGGAAAUAACUGAGAUUCAGUGUAUUUUCUCAGCACAUUUCUACAGGCUGCUAAUCAAAUCUUUCAGUACUUCAUAGACUGUGAUACUGAGAGCUUAUACACACUACAUGCUACGAAUAUGGACAGCCUUGAUAAAGUACACAUUUUGGUUUUGUUUGAGCUGCAUUGAGACUUCAGUCAUAUUUAGUGAGUCUCCAGUAAAACUCUGGGUACUGAAUUAAAUGUUCAGAUUACAGUGCUUUCUGUGAAAGCCUAACAAGCUAUAUGGAUUCAACAGAGAUGGAGAAUAUAAGCUUUUUUUGCCUUCUACCUGGUAAAACCUAGUCAGUCCAUACCAAGUUUUUGUGAAACAGCCUGUAAGUUAUGAAUCUGUUUGUGAUACUACUCAGUUUAACAGUUCCUUAUGCCUUUAUGCGUGUGCCAGGAUUAUUUUGCUGUCAUUUGGAAUAGGUAAGAAACCAUUGAAAUGAACAAAGUUUUUUAGUCAGAGCUCCAUGCAUUUUGUGGCUCCACAAUUCAGAUUUGCUACAGAAUUUACUCCUUGUCAUUAAGCUAUCUUCCAAAAUCUCAGUUUUGAUUUUAUCUCUAUUCUUGUAUUGGUCACGAGGAGAACUGAAAAAUGUGAACAAUUAAUAAGUUAAGAGAUGCGAACUUAAGUCUAUAGAGAGCUUGAAACAAUCUCUCUUAGAGGUCUCAAGACUGCCUGGAUCAUCACACUUAUAGUCUAGUGGGCUCCAUAAUUGAAUGACUCUGAAAUUUGGCAUAAUUUUCACAAUGCCACACGCAACCAGCAUUUUUGCUGUCAAAUACAUCUUAAAAGACCAUUGAUGGUGUGUUUUGCCUUUGGGACUCACUGGUAGGUGCCUGUCAUGAUCUGAACUUCUUUCCAUGCGGGAGGGAAUUGGUCAGCUGUAGGAGCAUGCUGUGUCAUCAUUUGACAAAACUAAGUAAAAGAUAAGUUUUGGAAGGCUUGAGAACAGGUCUAAUUUUCAGACACAAAAGAGGGAAGGCAGGAGGCGCUGGCUGGGCACUCUGAAGAUCAGAGAAUGCAGUAAUGGUCAAGACCAGGAGAGCUGAAUAUGUCAGCAGUUGAAGAUAAGAUCCACAACGUACAUAAGAUUUUGAGCUGGAUUGCUUUGAUGUAAAUGCUGCAGGCCACAUCUGUGGGCCACUUAGUGGACAGUUACAAAAUUCAAGAUUUGAGGAAAGGUAAAUCAGCGGGUGUUUUAUAAGUUCUAGUUAGGCAUAUUUGGGAGGAAUGGCAUUGAAAGAUUAAUUCAUUAAGAUAAAGUAAUUUAACAUAAUUGCAAAAUUUGUUCCUACUGUGCCAACUAUUAGGCAUGCUCAGGAAACUGUAGUUCACUCCUUUGCUUCACUGAUCUGGACAAGUUGUUGAAAAACCAGAACCCCUCCAUGAGGUUCCUGUAAGGCAGAAUUAUUGAUCUUUAAUCCCUUUGGCACUUGCUUUGAAGUUAGAGAAUGGAACCGUAACUCAAGUUGAAACUUCAAAUGCAUGAAUCAUCUGAAGAAUGAACACACAGUAUUGGAACCAUUGAACCUGUUUGAUAAUUUAAGUGCCUAUAACUUUGUACUGUAAAUCUUGUUCUAGGUAAUUUUAAAAAGGGAAGUUAUUUAUAUGGUGUGUUUUGUGCUUUAGUAAAAAAAAACAAAAACAGACACCUAGGUACGUAUAUACAAUAAGAUACAUGCGCACACACACACAUACGCCAUAGUUGAGAUUUGAAGAAAAAAAGUUAGGAAUAGUGUUAAAAUUGAUGGCAAAAAUGUUAAAACUUCAAAAUGAUUUAUGCCAGAUUAUUGGUUGUCUUUAAGAUAUGUAUGUGGAGAUUGUUUUGAUAUGUGUUUAAAUUUCCCUUGAAAAUACAACUGAAAACGAUGUAAUGAAGAACUGAUGUGGUUUGUGAACAAUUACAACUUUCUAACAUGUGUUUUUUUGUUGUUUUAAUUCUGUAGUUCACGUAAUGUAAAUGGUCAAGCAAAAGAUUGCAGUAUUUUUAUUUUCUAUUCUGAUGUACAGACUUUAUUUAACAGUUCUACAUAUUUUAUAGAAAACUAGCUAUUUCAAGGGACAUUUCUUUAAGAAAAAAAUUAAGUCAUUACUUUUGUUCAGUAAUGCCUUUAAUAAUAUGUAUUCUGGCUAAAAAGUUCAUAGGUGUGUCAACUAUGAUUUUAACUUAUUUGAAAAUAGCAAGAGCUAUAUGAUAGUGUGCCACAAUUCUCAUGAUAAAGGGCUUUUUAAAAUAGUUUUUCUCCGUCCAUUGCCAAGAAAAACAAGGAGUUUGAAAUUGUUAAUCAUGUCUUCACGCAUAAUUUUUGCACAGAUAGUUGGAAAAUAUUUGUUAUGAGCCAAAAAAGGUAAGGGAUAAGCUUUUUUUUUUCCCCUCCUUCUCUAGGAUUUUUUGUCAAGAAGAAGGAAAAAUGCUUAUGUAGGUACCGUGCUAUCUUAAACUUAAAGAGCAUGGAGGUCUAUUUAAAUUAACCCAUUCCUAUUUAAAAUAUUUUAAGGUUUAAUUUAGAAGUUGCAACAGCAUGCUUAACUGUAAACUUAUUUUGUGGGUUUUUUUUAAUAAUUAAUUUUUCCCAAGUCUUCAGGAAGUCAUUGCUGGAAGUUUGAAUUUCAGUAGUUUUUAAUUAUUCACUGAUUUUCUCUUCCAUGGUUUAGGCAUUUGUGAGGCAACAGGAUGGUGAUGCUUGGUAGACAUCUAAAGAUCUGAAUUGAUUUUCACCUUAAGCUUCACUGUAAUUUUUCAGCACUUCAGUUACUAGGUUCGUAUUCAAACCUAUGAACAGGAGCUGCUAGGUCUUUAGCAUUCCUUGAUUCCCUGAUAUUCCACAAAUGUUUCUGCCAAGGGACCUGGUUGCAUAAAUCGAUUGGGCACGUAUCUACAUUCCAUGCAAAGUCAUUUACUGUUUGGAGCCUAAGUAUGUCUGUUCUGAUUUUUAGCAAUCAUUUACAAAAAAAAUCCAACCCAAAACAGAACACAAACUUCACUCAAAGCUAACCCAUUAAUUUUUACAUAGUUAAGCGUACUUAGUGCAGAUUCUAAAGCUAAACUGUUGCUUUAUGCAAAAAUGUAGAGUUCAGAAGCCUUUAAGGUCAGGGAGAGUAAUAGGAUUCUUCUGUUGGAGUGUGAUUAAUCUCAUUCUCUUGGUCAAAAUUUUAAGCUUUAGUCGUUUAAAAAAAAAAAAAUCCCCCCAAAGUGGCAAAUGUUUUUUCAUUAUAUUUUUUAAAAACAUAAAAAUCAGAAGUGUGGAAAAUGUCCUGGGGAGUAUGAAGACCGUGCCUUGAAGUUCUUAAACACUCACAUACGGAGGGGUUUUUUGUAUUUGUUUAACCUGCUCCAUAUGAUUUCAGUUAGGUAGAAAAUAAUUUGAGUCACUUAUAUAAUUUUUACUGUUGCAGCAACUGAAAGGAAAAGUUUUGUGUUUCUGGUUAUCUUGUAAAUUCCACAGGAAACAUUAUAUUCCUACAGAAAAAUGUAGGCUUACAUUUUGAGUUUAUUCAGAGUUUUACUCAAUGUGUAAUUUUUCCUGUGUUUUUCCCUAGAAAAUGACAGUUCUCCCAAUGUCCAUCCCUUUUCUCCAAUUAUUUUCCUAAUUAGACUAUUUUAAAAUUUUGAAUAAAAUGUAAAAUAAAUAUUUUAAGUUACCUCCAUAGCAGUCUAGAAUCAAAUUUCAGGUCUUGAUCUAAAUGACCAUUUGAAUGUUUAUAAAGCAAAUCAUCUGGAUACAUUUAAUCUACUCCAUCUUCACAGACAGAAUGGUCUAAAAUGUUUGAAAAGUAACAAUAAUAAUUUAAAAAGCAUUCUUUGGCUAUUGCAGGUAUUUUUAAAGGGAAGUUAUGUGCUCAUCUUCUGACAAAUAGUAGAAUGAUUUAGCUCUUGCUCGUUCUUCUGACAGUGCCUCUGAGGUCAAAAGUCUUGAUCCCAUGCCCACAAAUCUUAUUCCAGGUAAGGGUGGUGUCUGACAAUGGCUGGCAGUGUUGCAUGAUCCAGUGCCAUAUGGAUCCAUGGUUGGUAUGGCAGAAGUGGAGUACACGUUACUUCUAAUGUUUUAAGAAAUCUCAUGUAAUUAUUACUUUGUACCAUUUGACCUUUGAAUGCAAUGAUAGAAGCCCACAUCAUGUAUUGACAUUUGUGUUCUGCCAUGCCCGAAAUGAAAUGUACUAUAUUGUAUACAAGAAGAAUAAAUAACAUUGUAGUUAACCUAGAGAAGAUGUAAAUAAAAUAUGAAAGAAGAGUGGAACAAGACAAAUGAUCACACUCUUGCGUGUGUUAUAUGCCCAAAGUGUAGAAUACUCCUUUAAAAAUGUAACACACUAAUGUAUUUUGUACAGCAUCUGCUUUAGAAGGUGCCUUAUUGAGUUUACCGUGAAUUGCUUGUUCUGUACACAGAUUAUGUCCAAUGUAUCAUUUUUAAGUAAAUAACCUUAUUUUAGUA